Messenger RNA from Magnolia sinica, 1630 nucleotides. Its product is annotated as phospholipase A1-II 1-like. The record is from RefSeq and is a predicted model, not a curated record. The transcript has 2 exons. NCBI's taxonomy places the organism in Eukaryota, Viridiplantae, Streptophyta, Magnoliopsida, Magnoliales, Magnoliaceae. Gene Ontology annotation, biological process: lipid metabolic process. Gene Ontology annotation, molecular function: glycerophospholipid phospholipase A1 activity. Bases 138 to 1352 code for a protein of 404 amino acids.
GAUGAGAAUGUUAUACAACCAAACUCGUUUUGAUAGCUUGGGCAUUUAUAAAUAGAUAGAUGUACGGCUGUAACGAGUGCUAAAGGUGUAACAUACAACAUUUUCCACAUACAUACGUCUGAUUUCAGCUGUGAAGAAUGCUGGGCAGCAUUUCGAGGCGAUGGCGGGAGAUAAACGGGCGUGACAACUGGAAGAACCUCCUUGAUCCUCUCGACAUCCAUCUAAGGCAAAGCAUCAUUCACUACGGUGAGCUGACCCAAGCUGCCUAUGAUGCCUUCAACAUGGAGAAAGCAUCAAAGUACGCUGGAAGCAGCCGGUAUGGGCGGGCAGACUUCUUCACUAAGGUGGGCUUAGUGAACGGAAAUCCAUACAAAUACAAGGUAACCAAGUUCUUGUAUGCAACGUCUAAGAUCAACGUUCCAGAUGCAUUCAUCAUAAAGUCCUUAUCGAGGGAGGCAUGGAGCCGAGAAUCGAACUGGAUAGGGUACGUCGCUGUAGCCACUGAUGAAGGCAAGGUGGCCCUAGGGAGGAGGGACAUUGUAAUCGCGUGGCGUGGGACAGUCCAGGCAUUGGAAUGGGUGAAUGAUCUUGAUUUCUCUUUUGUUUCUGCCUCCAAGUUAUUGGGUAAAGCUUCUUCUGGGGAUGUUGCUACUGAUCCGAAAGUGCACCAGGGCUGGUUCUCUAUCUACACCUCGGAAGAUCCACGAUCACCGUUCAAUAAAGCCAGUGCCAGAGAUCAGGUCCUGAGCGAGGUAACAAGACUCGUGGAAGAGUUCAAGAACGAAGAAAUCAGCAUAACCAUAACAGGCCACAGCUUGGGUGCAGCCCUCAGCACUCUCAACGCGGCGGACAUUGUUGCAAACGGCUACAACAAGGCCAACGAUUUCCCUGACAAGCCCUUCCCAGUGACUGCAAUCGUGUUCGCAAGCCCUCGAGUCGGAGACUUAAACUUCAAGCGUGCCUUCUCCGCAAUGCAAGAUCUACGGCUGCUACGCAUCAGGAACGCGCCUGACAUCGUUCCCAACUACCCAUUGUUGGGUUACACCGACAUCGGUAUUGAGCUGCAGAUCGACACCCGAAAAUCGGACUACUUGAAGAGCCUGGGCAAUGCGUCGAGCUGGCAUAACUUGGAGGCUUAUUUGCAUGGGGUUGCAGGGACACAAGGGAGUAAAGGAGGUUUUAAUCUUGAAGUGAAACGUGAUAUUGCGCUUGUGAAUAAAGGGAUUGAUGCAUUGAAGGAUGAGUAUCUUGUGCCCACUUCUUGGUGGAUUGAGAAAAAUAAGGGCAUGGUGCAAUCUGAUGAUGGGUCAUGGCAUUUAGUGGACCAUGAGGAAGAUGGUGUGGACGUUUGAAUCUUAAAUGAUACCGUUAGAUUACUUUAGAUGGGAAAAUUCAAAUGAAAAAGAAGAAAAGAAGAUAAAAGGAGUUACGAGUAUUUGUUUUGCUGUUUGUUAAAGGGAAAAAAAAAAAAAAUCAAAUAAAAAGGAGAUAAAAGGAGUUGCAAUAUUAGUGCAAGAGUGGGUAUCUUGUCCACCUGUUCUCGUCCUGCCACUUUUACACCUUAUUGGUAGCUUUUGUAUUGUGAUCUCGUACACCAUUUUUAGAUGGUUUAGAUUGUUAGACGACUGCA